Messenger RNA from Acomys russatus (golden spiny mouse), 1294 nucleotides. RefSeq names its product par-6 family cell polarity regulator beta (gene Pard6b). The record is from RefSeq and is a predicted model, not a curated record. Bases 58 to 1176 code for a protein of 372 amino acids. NCBI's taxonomy places the organism in Eukaryota, Metazoa, Chordata, Mammalia, Rodentia, Muridae. Gene Ontology annotation, biological process: regulation of cellular localization; centrosome cycle; establishment or maintenance of cell polarity. Gene Ontology annotation, molecular function: protein kinase C binding. The transcript is spliced from 3 exons. Gene Ontology annotation, cellular component: cell cortex; nucleus; apical plasma membrane.
UGCCCGCGCUCCCGAGGGCCGGCCCCCGACGAGGCCGCCGCCGGCCGGGCGCUCAGCAUGAACCGCGGCCACCGGCACGGGGUGAGCAGCGGCUGCCUGGGCACCAUGGAGGUGAAGAGCAAGUUUGGAGCCGAGUUUCGUCGGUUUUCGCUGGAAAGAUCCAAGCCUGGAAAAUUUGAGGAGUUUUAUGGACUGCUGCAACAUGUUCACAAGAUCCCCAAUGUGGAGGUGCUGGUGGGCUACGCGGACAUCCACGGGGACCUGCUACCCAUCAACAACGACGAUAACUACCACAAGGCGGUCUCCACCGCCAACCCGCUGCUCAGGAUUUUUAUACAGAAGAAGGAAGAAGCUGACUACAGUGCCUUUGGUACAGACACCCUCAUCAGGAAGAAGAAUGUGCUGAGCAAUGUGCUACGCCCCGACAACCAUAGGAAGAAACCCCACAUCGUCAUCAGCAUGCCCCAGGACUUCCGGCCUGUGUCAUCCAUCAUAGAUGUGGACAUCCUCCCGGAGACACACCGAAGGGUCCGACUGUACAAAUAUGGCACGGAAAAGCCCCUGGGCUUUUACAUCCGGGAUGGCUCCAGCGUCCGGGUGACACCGCAUGGCUUAGAGAAAGUCCCCGGAAUCUUCAUAUCUAGGCUUGUCCCUGGGGGUCUGGCCCAAAGCACAGGACUGCUAGCUGUCAACGAUGAAGUUUUAGAAGUAAAUGGUAUAGAGGUGUCGGGGAAGAGCCUGGACCAGGUGACUGACAUGAUGAUAGCCAACAGCCGCAACCUCAUCAUCACCGUGCGGCCGGCUAACCAGAGAAACAACGUGGUGAGAAACAGUAGGACUUCUGGCAGCUCCAGCCAGUCCACCGACAACAGCCUUCUGGGCUACCCGCCGCAGCUGGAAGCCAGCUUCGAGCCAGAGGACCAGGACAGCGAUGAGGACGACAUCAUAAUCGAAGAUAGCGGCGAGCCGCAGCAGAUCCCGAAGGCCGCCCCAGAGGCCCAGAGCCUGGAGUCCCUGACUCAGAUCGAGCUCAGCUUUGAGUCUGAACAGAACGGGUUCUCCCCACCGCAGGACACAAGCCUGGCACCUGUGCCCAGCAGCCUGGACACGGAGCUGGAAACCCGCACUCAGGAACAGAAACUCUUAGAGGAAGAUGGGACAAUCAUAACAUUGUGAACCACUUGUGUUCUCUGAGUGUGUGGAGCGCUGUAAACAUGGCACACACACCCACCCAACGACAACGUGGACCUCCAAGCCAUGAUGGUCCAUGGCGAGCCUAAAGCGUGGCCGGGAU